Molecule: messenger RNA, 684 nt
Organism: Striga asiatica
Lineage: Eukaryota; Viridiplantae; Streptophyta; Magnoliopsida; Lamiales; Orobanchaceae
Source: the annotation of a GenBank genome assembly
AUGUCGGUCACAACUGUCAAGGUCAGCAAUCUCUCUCUGGGGGCAUCUGAACGUGAUGUGAAAGAGUUUUUCUCCUUUUCUGGUGAUAUUGAAUAUGUGGAGAUGCGAAGUGAUACUGAACGGUCUCAGAUUGCAUUUGUGACCUUCAAGGAUGCACAGGGAGCAGAGACUGCAGUUCUUCUCUCGGCAUCGGACAAGAAAUCUGAGUCCGCCUUCCAGAAGGCAGAGGACGUCGUUAGCGGCAUGCUCUCCAAAGGCUUCAUUCUCGGCAAAGACGCCAUUAACCGAGCCAAAUCGUUCGACGAGCGUCACGGGCUGACAUCCACUGCCAGCGCAAAAGUCGCAUCCCUCAACAACAAGGUACGCGAGGUCGACGAGAAGCUCCAGGUGUCAGAGAAGGCCAAGUCAGCACUAGCGGCUGCCGAGCAGGCGGCCGCCACUGCCAGCUCAGCAAUCAUGAAGAACAGGUACGUGCUGACAGGGACUACGUGGGUGGCGGGGGCCUUCAGCAAGGUGGGGGGCCAGAGGGCAAAGGAGAAGGUUGGUGGGGAAGGUGAAGACGAGGAGAAGCGGAAAAUUGUGGACGAUUUUGCCCAGGUUCGUCUGUCGGAGUCUCCUAAAGGGUCGGAUUCGGAUGAGAAGUGCCCGACUAAGCCUGCCCCGGCUCAAGGUUUAAUUCUCUGA